CAUCGAUUCUGCCACAUAACCAUUAUGGCUGCCAAACAUUGCCGAUGUUUUUGAAAUGCUGUGAUUUUUUUCCCCUUUUUCUCAAAACCCUGGAUGAUGUACUCCUUGAAAAGAAAACUACUUAUGGACAGAUAGAAGCGGAGUUGUUCUGUGAGGAGAUGUUUUACUCGGUGCAAGUCGGAGAUACGGUUUUUGUCGUCUUGAAACGCUACCAAAAUCUUCAACCUAUUGGUUCGGGAGCGCAAGGAAUGGUCUGUGCUGCUAUAGACACAUUGACAGGUAAAAAGGUUGCGAUCAAGAAACUAAGCCGUCCUUUCCAGAAUGUUACUCAUGCUAAAAGAGCUUACAGAGAACUGGUUCUCAUGAAAAUGGUCAACCAUAAAAAUAUUAUUGGGCUUUUGAAUGUCUUCACACCAGACAGGAACUUACAAGAAUUUAAUGACUUGUAUUUAGUGAUGGAACUAAUGGAUGCUAGUUUGUGUCAAGUUAUUCAGAUGGAUUUAGAUCAUGAAAGACUAUCAUACCUUCUCUACCAGAUGCUUUGUGGAGUUAAGCACCUUCAUGAUGCAGAUAUUAUACACAGGGAUCUCAAACCCAGUAAUAUAGUCGUCAAAUCUGAUUGUUCGCUCAAGAUUUUAGAUUUUGGUUUGGCAAGGACAGCAGGAUCUGCCUUCAUGAUGACACCAUAUGUGGUAACACGGUAUUACAGAGCACCUGAGGUUAUCCUUGGUAUGGGAUAUAGUGAUAAUGUGGAUGUCUGGUCUAUUGGAUGUAUAUUAGCAGAGAUGAUACGGGGACAUGUCAUGUUUCCUGGAAGUGAUCACAUUGAUCAAUGGAAUAAAGUUACAGAACAGCUAGGGACUCCAUCAGAAUCCUUUCUUAAUCAGCUACAACCAUCGGUUCGAAUGUAUUGCACCAGAAGACCUAGACAGCCUGGUUAUUCCUGUGAAACUCUCUUCCCUGAUGAACUAUUCCCCCCUGGAAAUAAACUUAAAGCUGCUCAAUGCCGAGAUUUACUAUCCAAGAUGCUUGUUAUUGACCCAGCAAAGAGAAUCAAUGUUGUUGAUGCAAUGAAUCACCCUUAUGUAAAUGUCUGGUAUGAUGCAAGUGAAGUCGAAUGUCCUGUUACCAAGAAGUAUGAUCACUCAAUAGAUGCACAAGAACACACUGUAGAAGAAUGGAAAAAAUUAAUAUAUCAACAAGUAUUAUCAUAUGACAGUAGUCAACAUGAUACCAUACCCAUGGAGGGCAAUGGUGACGUGACUCAGUCAAACUCUACUUCUAGUAUAUCAUCAAGUGGGUCUGAAGCCAACAUAAAGAAACAAAGUAAACGUAAAAAGAGAGACACACCAGGGACUUCCAAUAUUAGUGCCAGAAUCAGACAGAUGAUCAAGGGUGAUGAUUGAUUCGUAACUCCUUGAAGACUCAAUCCAAUAUUAAACACUGCGCAACACAAGACCAACCCAAGAAUAUCCUCUACUGGUUUGGCAACAAUUUCAUCAAUGCCUAUAUAUGUCACCGUUACUUCAGAACUGUUUAAACUUGAAGAACAUCUUAGGAAGAUUGUUUGGAACCAUUGAGAAAGAAUAAUAUUGCAAGGUGAAAUAGUUUUAUACAUAAAAAGAAUGAAAAGCUACUUAGCUAAGAGUUAAGUAUUCUUGUCGAAUGUAGAGAGUGAGAGUUGUACAACGGCGACUGUCAUAAAGAACUAAUACUAGAUGAGGUACACAGAUCAACUUAAUCAUAACUAUUAAACUAGUUAAGCCCUGGUUUGUUUUUUUUUUAACCCAAUAGACUCUUUUCUCAACACUGUGCAUGCUUAUGAAUGAGGAAAAGAAUCUUCAAAACUCUGUAAUAAUGACUAACAACGUUGAAUUUUAUCAAAGCAGAAACAACCUCUUUGUGGAUGAAUGUGCAUGCACGAGAAAAGGGUCUAUUUAUCCAAUCAUAUAUUGCAGAUGCAAUUCAGUAAAAAUUGGAUGAGAUUCAUUAAUCAUGGGUUUUGAUUGGUUUGAAGAGAGGUUCACUGUUUAGUAGUUUCCUCAUCGUACUGUACUCUGUCAACUUUGAUUACUGUAGUUGGUGAUUUUUUAAACCAUUGAUAGUAAGAAUGGUUUUACUUAAACCUUGAACUGUUAGUAAGACUAAAUAGAAGUUAGUGGAUCUUAUUUCCAUGUCAGCUUGACUAUCACACUGAUUUAUAAAUAAGUUAGUUUUUAUUUCAUGAAUAAGUACAAUCACUAAGUUUGCUUCACCAAAUUUCAAAACCAAACUAUCGCAGGAGGAUGUAGAAAACUAAAGAACUUCAUACUUAGCUUUAAAUGCUUCGUGACAUUUCAAUGUCUGUUUGUCUGUCUGUCUGUUUAUGUC
Actinia tenebrosa (Australian red waratah sea anemone) is the source of this 2370-nucleotide messenger RNA. Its product is annotated as stress-activated protein kinase JNK. The record is from RefSeq and is a predicted model, not a curated record. Gene Ontology annotation, molecular function: ATP binding; MAP kinase activity. Gene Ontology annotation, biological process: protein phosphorylation. NCBI's taxonomy places the organism in Eukaryota, Metazoa, Cnidaria, Anthozoa, Actiniaria, Actiniidae.